Pectinophora gossypiella (pink bollworm) is the source of this 2133-nucleotide messenger RNA. RefSeq names its product adenine phosphoribosyltransferase (gene Aprt). Gene Ontology annotation, cellular component: cytoplasm. The record is from RefSeq and is a predicted model, not a curated record. The coding region runs from base 225 to 776 and encodes 183 amino acids. Lineage: Eukaryota; Metazoa; Arthropoda; Insecta; Lepidoptera; Gelechiidae. The transcript is spliced from 3 exons. Gene Ontology annotation, biological process: AMP salvage; adenine salvage. Gene Ontology annotation, molecular function: adenine binding; adenine phosphoribosyltransferase activity; AMP binding.
CAAGCAAACAAAACAAGCCACAAACAACAUAACCUAUAAAAAUUGCAUUGUAAAAUUAAUUAAAUAAUAAUUGUCGCUCGUGUGUGAUUACAUCAGAUAAUAACCACAUCUGUGCUGUACAACCGGAAAAUCUUGGAACUACAUGAUUACACGUGACACCGCGCAUUAUAAUACCAUACAACUUUUUCAAUACUUGUACACCGUAUUAAUGAAAAAUCUUUGAAAUGGAUACAGAAUAUGAAAAUAAAAUUGCUGAAUUGAAGUCCAAAAUUAAGAGCUUCCCUGAUUUUCCUAAAGAAGGAAUUUUGUUUUGGGACAUCUUCUCAGCAAUAUCCGAGGGAUCAACGUGCAAAUUGCUGCAGAGCAUACUCGUUGAGACUGUCCGAAACAAAUACCCGGAUGUAGAAGCAGUGGUUGGCUUGGAGUCACGAGGAUUCCUCUUCUCAUUCUCUCUUGCAGCCGAACUUGGUAUAGGCUGCCUACCCGUCCGGAAGAAAGGCAAGCUGCCAGGAGAAGUUGUGUCAUAUAAAUAUGAUUUGGAGUAUGGUUCGGAUAUCCUAGAAAUACAGAAGGACGCCAUCCGUCCCGGCCUAAAGUGUCUCAUCAUUGACGACUUGAUAGCCACCGGAGGCUCCAUCACGGCUGCGAGUGAUUUGCUCAAGACUUGUGGGGCUCAAGUCCUUGGAUGCCUCGUCAUCAUUGAACUGGAGUCACUUAAAGGACGUAAUAACAUUCCACCAGGCAUUCCUGUGCAUUCCUUGAUACAGUAUGAGUAAGUGUUUUUAUGGAAUAAAAAAAUCCUCACUCAUUGUAAAAAAUAAAACAAUGUUCGAGUGAAUCAAUGCUAAAUGCUGAAUUUUAAAUACAGUUUUUUCUGUGCCGGUAUGUUAUUGCUUGAGCAGUGCAAUACCUUUGCAUAUGACGGAUUUUUAUAUGACCAUUAUAUAGUUACUAUACAACUAAUAUGAAAGAUAGAAGCAUUUAUUAUUUUCAUGACACCACAGAUAAAUACAGACAGGUACAUUACAUUUAACACAGGACGGAAUCCACAUGGAUAAGACAGAAUAUGGAUAUGCAGCACUAUAUUGUCUGUAUAAUAGUAAAAGUAAAGAUCAUUUUACAGAUUUUAUGUUACUUGUUUGAAUGUGGGCAGGAAAAAAUGUGUUAUGGGACUACCGAAUGCUCCCAUAGGUCUCAAAAUUAAUUUAUGAAAUCUGAGCCUAACAAAUUUAAAUGUGGAAGCAGUACUUUUAGAGAAAGACACUCCUACCACUGUUAUAUAGGUAUAUAUUUAAUUUUAUAUGUUUUUUAAAAAUGUUUUAGUUGGUACCUUUAGAAGAUGAUUUUAUAGAUAAAAUUCUAAGUAUAUUGUUUUGUUUUUUUAUGCUAUUAGCGAAUUUAGCAAUGAAGUAGAUAUUUUAGUGAUUUGUAAAAUGUUGAGAUAAUAUUUUAUCAUUUGACUUUUGACUUGUGAUCAUAAGUUAGUACAACUUCUUAUCUAAAUAUAAAUGGCAAGGCAUGAAUUGUUUUCAAGUGAUAAAACAUUUUGGACCCAAGAACUGAUUCCAUUUUAAAAUUAUAAAUAAAUAAUUGUUGCCAAGACCCGUUUAAAAUGGAUCUUAAAAUUAGGAACAAUGUAGGUAAGUAGGUAACUUUAAUUCACCUAAAAAAUAAAUUGAAAGCAACAUUUGAAUGAGGGACUUUCUAGGCUACGUUCCCCAAAAAUAAUAUAGAUGGCGCUAUUCCUAAAAAAUGUUAUCUAAUGAAUCUGUUUUAUUAACAUACUUGUAAGUACCGACAGAUCUACUAAGGGUGGUAUUAAUGAACUAAUCUCACCUGAGACUGCCCUCAAAAUCACGCUCAAGUCCCAGUUUUUAUAUAAGAACUGUCACAUUGACAUGAUCUUGAGGGCAGUCUCAAAGCUGAGAUUAGUUUAUUAAUACCACCCUAGGGUAGAUUAAAAAUCUUCCACAUGCCAAAAUUAUAAUAAAUUAAUAAUUAAAUAUACAUAAUUUUUAAUUAUAAAUACUAUGGUAUUUGCAAAAGUACAAUUUUUAUGUAUUUGUUACAUAUUUUACUGCUCAAUAUGAUCAAGUUGUAAGUUGUAAUAAAUAGAAUUAAUGUACAAAACCA